AUGGACACAGUCGUGGCAGGAGCGCUCGCAGCGUUCACUGUGGACCUGCUCAUCUAUCCGCUCGAUACGCUCAAAACACGACUGCAAGCCCCCGAUUAUACAACACGCUUCCCUGCUGGCAGAGGACUCUACGGCGGUCUAUAUCAGGGUGUCGGAAGCGUCAUCAUUGCGACACUGCCAGCUGCCGGUCUCUUUUUCACAACAUACGAAGAGGCCAAGAGCUUCCUUGCUUCUACCAGCUCCCCGCUUGCAAAUGCACCUCCGGCGCUCUCGCAUAUGCUCGCUAGCUCGACGGCCGAGCUCGUCUCUUGUCUUGUUCUGACCCCAGCAGAGAUUAUCAAGCAGAGAGCGCAGGUGGUCAACAAGCAGCAGGAUCAAGGCAAGCGCGCAAGCAGCACUCGAAACUCGACAUCGUCUCCUGCGAAUUCGGCGGCAAGUGCGGCAAAGCAUGUCCUGCAGAACGCCGAGCCAGGGGCAUCGAAAACACAGCUCGCAAAGCAGGCCGUCAAGCAGACGGCUGACACAGUGACCAAACAAGCGCCUCCAGGCAGUGCCGCUUCGACAGCCAGAAACGUCAUGCGCGACGCACAAGAAACGCUGCACCAAGCCAGCUCGCAGCGCACCCCUCCUCGAUCUACGCUCGCGCCGAUAGCAUCCACCUUUGGUCGCUCCUAUCUCGCUCUCGCAGGUCGCAAUCUUCCAUUCACAGCAUUGCAGUUCCCCCUCUAUGAGUCGCUGAGGGAAAGGCUGGGAAAAUGGGCAGGUCUCAAGGCAGGCACGCACAAGGACGACGGCGAGGUCCAAGACGUGCGUUCUUCCCAAGAUUUCACGCGCAAAGCAGCUCGCGACGAAACGAGCGUCGCCGCAGAGUUUGGCAAAGCUGGUCUUGUUGCAGGUGGAUCGGCUGCAAUCGCAGGCUCGUUUGCUGCCGUAGUCACAACGCCCAUUGAUGUAGCCAAGACACGGAUCAUGCUCAAUCCGGGCACAGAUGCGGCCACAAAGCAGCUGGGUGUGGUGGCGACGAUAAAGCACAUUGUAACGAGGGAGGGCUGGAAGGCGUUGAUGAAAGGGGGGGCACUGAGAGGCGCGUGGACUGCUUUGGGUGCCGGUGUCUAUCUGGGCAGCUACGAAGCGGGCAGGCUGUGGUGGAGGGACCGGCAACAGCGUCGAAAGGAUGCGUGA
Messenger RNA from Sporisorium graminicola, 1182 nucleotides. RefSeq lists its product as uncharacterized. The record is from RefSeq and is a predicted model, not a curated record. Gene Ontology annotation, molecular function: S-adenosyl-L-methionine transmembrane transporter activity. Gene Ontology annotation, cellular component: mitochondrial inner membrane. Bases 1 to 1182 code for a protein of 393 amino acids. NCBI's taxonomy places the organism in Eukaryota, Fungi, Basidiomycota, Ustilaginomycetes, Ustilaginales, Ustilaginaceae. The transcript has a single exon.